Messenger RNA from Eutrema salsugineum, 1780 nucleotides. Its product is annotated as probable inactive beta-glucosidase 25. Gene Ontology annotation, molecular function: beta-glucosidase activity. Gene Ontology annotation, biological process: carbohydrate metabolic process. The transcript is spliced from 13 exons. The record is from RefSeq and is a predicted model, not a curated record. The coding region runs from base 53 to 1639 and encodes 528 amino acids. Lineage: Eukaryota; Viridiplantae; Streptophyta; Magnoliopsida; Brassicales; Brassicaceae.
AAAUAAUCGAACAUGAUUAUCUCGUAAAGCAUUAAAAAAACUUGUCUGGAAAAUGGCAUUCAAAGCGAUUCUCUUUCUGGGUUUACUUCUGGCCGUGAUAGCUUCUCCGACCACCGCCGAUGGUGGACCAGUGUGUCCGGAGAGUUCCACGUUUGGUCGGGGAAGCUUUCCCGAUGGUUUCUUGUUCGGUGCUACCACUUCUGCUUUCCAGCAUGAAGGUGCACCAGAAGAAGGAGGCCGAGGUGUGAGCAUUUGGGACUCAUUCACCCAUAAACAUUCAGAAAAAAACAAUAACCUGGAUGGCAGGCUUGGAGUUGAUUUCUAUCAUCAUUACAAGGAGGAUGUCCAACUAUUGAAAAAGCUGAACAUGGAUGCCUUUAGGUUCUCUAUUUCUUGGUCAAGAAUAUUUCCCCAUGGGAAAAAGGACAAGGGAGUGAGUGAAACUGGAGUUAAAUUCUACAAUGAUCUUAUCAACGAGCUCAUUGCAAACGGUGUAACGCCUUUGGUUACCUUGUUUCAAUGGGAUGUACCUCAGGCCCUUGAAGAUGAAUAUGGCGGGUUCUUAAGUGACCGUAUUUUGGAUGAUUUCCGGAAAUUUGCAAAGUUUGCCUUGAAUGAAUAUGGUGAUAGAGUGAAGCAUUGGGUUACUAUAAACGAGCCUUAUGAAUUUAGUAUCGGUGGAUAUGACACGGGAGAGAAAGCACCAGGAAGAUGUUCUAAAUAUGUCAAUGAGAAAUGCGUUGCGGGAAAUUCUGGACAUGAAGUCUACACUGUUAGUCACAAUUUGUUGUUGGCUCAUGCCGAAGCUGUGGAAGAAUUCAGGAAAUGUGUAAAGUGCAAAGAUGGAAAGAUUGGAAUCGUUCAGAGUCCAAUGUGGUUUGAGCCUUACGAUAAGAAGUCCAGCUCAGAUCCUUCAGAGGAGAUAGUGAAGAGAGCUAUGGAUUUCACUUUAGGCUGGCAUAUGGAACCAAUAACACAUGGAGAUUACCCUCAGACCAUGAAAGAUAGCGUUGGUGCUCGGUUACCAUCGUUUACGCCCGAACAGAAGGAGAAACUUAAGGGUUCUUAUGAUUUUGUUGGUAUCAAUUACUUUACUUCUUCGUUUGUUGCUCAUGUGGACAAUGUUGAGUCAGAGAAACCGAGUUGGGAAGCUGAUUCUCACUUGCAGUUACAUUCACAAAAUCCAGAUGGGUUCAAGAUUGGUUCUCAGCCACCUGCUGCGAAAUACCCAGUUUGCGCAGACGGUUUAAGAAAAGUUUUGAAAUACAUCAAAGAGAACUAUGAUGAUCCAGAAAUCCUUGUCACUGGAAACGGGUACAAGGAGACACUCGGAGAGAAAGAUGUACUUCCCGAUGCACUCAGCGAUAAUAACAGGAAGUAUUAUCAUAUGAGACAUCUCAUGGCAUUACACGGAGCAGUCUGCGAGGACAAGGUUAAUGUUAAAGGGUACUUUGUGAUGUCGCUAAUGGAUGGACUUGAGUGGGAAGAUGAGUACAAGACGAGGUCAGGACUGUACUAUGUAGACUAUGCACACAAUUUGGGAAGGCACGAGAAACAAUCUGCCAAGUGGCUCUCCAAGCUCCUUGAGAAAGUCUCGAUUCAGUCCAAGGUUGAUUCGGAAUCAAGGAAGGAGUUAUAAAUGAUCGGAGAUUAAAUGAUUAUCCAUUUCGCAGCUCUGUGUAACCGAUUAUAUAACGUAAGAUGUGUUUUUUUUUUUUUAAUCUUAAAAAGAGUGUAAGCCAACGAUCUAUGUAAUCAUAUAUACAAUAUGAAUAAGAAA